Messenger RNA from Melitaea cinxia (Glanville fritillary), 1656 nucleotides. Its product is annotated as protein toll-like. Gene Ontology annotation, molecular function: protein binding; transmembrane signaling receptor activity. Bases 1 to 1656 code for a protein of 551 amino acids. The transcript has 4 exons. Lineage: Eukaryota; Metazoa; Arthropoda; Insecta; Lepidoptera; Nymphalidae. Gene Ontology annotation, cellular component: membrane. The record is from RefSeq and is a predicted model, not a curated record. Gene Ontology annotation, biological process: immune response; toll-like receptor signaling pathway.
AUGGAGUCAACUUUCGAAGGACUGUAUAAUCUGAAGGAGUUGUCACUAACUGGGAAUCGAAUAGAACAUAUCGAUAAAGAUACCUUUACGUAUACAAUGCCUCUAGAGGUACUAUCUCUGUCAAAGAACAAUUUGACGAUAUCAACUGAAAAGAACGUUAAGAAACGUUUGACAAUGUACAUUUCUCCUCUGGAAAACCUGUGGAAGCUGAGGAUCUUGGACCUCAGUCACAAUAAUAUCUCGGUUUAUUGUGAUGACUGGAUUUCUCUAAACUCCUUCAAACUUAAUUUGUCCUAUAAUUACAUCACUUCUCUUCCGCCCGUGGUCUCUUACAGAAAUGACGUCGAGGUCGAUUUGCGAUACAACAACAUACAACAAGUCAAACCGCCCAUCAACCGCCUAUCAUCAGCAGAAGCAAAAUUCCUUAUGGACCACAACCCAUACAGAUGCGACUGCAACUUCUACCAUUUCAUCCGCAAUUAUAAGUUAGGAAUAAAAACUUUCAGAAUUGACAUUGAAGCUGCUGAAUGCGCUCAACCGCCUGCGCUGAAAGGGGUUAAGUUGGUGAAUUUGCAACUAGAAGUACUGACUUGUGACGUAGACUGUCAAACUGGGGGUAUAAUCAAAUAUCCUAGUAACGAUUCAAAUUGUAAAUGUAUAUUGAAUGAAUUUCGAGGGAGAAUAGAGAUGUUCUGCAAUUACCUCCCCGAUGUGUACCCCAAACUGCCCCAACAGCUCAAUUCUACAUAUUUGAAGCUAAGAUACUUCACCAAUGUGCCAUUACUUCCGUCAGAAGUGAAGAUUGUUGAUUUUUCUUCUUUAAAUCUCACCCAACCACCAAUUGCCAACUCUGUAGUGUUGAAUCUGACGAACAACUAUCUGACUAAAGCUCCUCUCGAGUUGUUUCAAAGGAAUUGUUCGGUGUACUUAAGUAAUAACCCCUUUGACUGUACUUGCUGGGGGAAGGACAACGUGUUAGCUCUUAACGCCUUCCAGAAUCUUAUCCCAGACUACAAGAAUUUGACCUGUUCUAACGGCAUUUACGUAUCAAAUACAGUCGUAGAACAGCUCUGUGCUGUAAGAAAUAGCAUCAUCAUCGGCUUAUCACUCGGCACAUUUGUUAUUCUUUUCGUCAUAUGUACGAUAAUAGGCAUCAAAUAUACAACGGAAUUAAGGAUAAUUUUGAGGCAAUUUGGACUUUGGCGCGGAAACAUCGUCGGCGGGGAGGUUUACGAUGCAUUUGUGUCCUUCACUCAUCAAGACGAGGACUUUGUAAGGGAGAAGCUGCUACCGAUGUUGGAGAAAGGGAAACCACCUCUGAAGAUCUGCGUACACUAUAGAGAUUGGGUGAUUGGUGACUAUAUACCGGCUCAAAUCUCUCGGUCGGUCGAUCAAUCGCGUUACACAAUCAUCGUGCUAUCGAGAAACUUCGUCGAAUCGAUGUGGGGACGUAUGGAGUUCCGGACCGCUCAUGCUAAAGAUCGAGUGAUUAUUCUUAUGUUGGAGGACCUGUCGGCCGACAAAUCGCUCGAUCCAGAACUAAGGGCCUAUAUCUCCAUGAAAACGUAUGUAAAAGCCGAUGACCCGCUAGUAUGGGAGCGUCUGAGAGAUGCUGUGUUACGUCGUAGGAGGAAAACUCUAAACCAAACAAGCUGA